Messenger RNA from Daldinia caldariorum, 1795 nucleotides. Its product is annotated as dehydrogenase E1 component-domain-containing protein. Lineage: Eukaryota; Fungi; Ascomycota; Sordariomycetes; Xylariales; Hypoxylaceae. The transcript is spliced from 3 exons. Gene Ontology annotation, cellular component: intracellular membrane-bounded organelle. Gene Ontology annotation, biological process: pyruvate decarboxylation to acetyl-CoA. Bases 237 to 1481 code for a protein of 414 amino acids. The record is from RefSeq and is a predicted model, not a curated record. Gene Ontology annotation, molecular function: pyruvate dehydrogenase (acetyl-transferring) activity.
GGAAAAAGUCGGGCGGAAAAUCCCAACGUUGAAUUUUUGAGUGACUUUCCGUCCGGAGCUCUCCAUUCAAAAAAAUCCAAUUCCCACAUUUCAACAAGACAAGACAAGAACUCCCAGACCCUAACUAAAGCCCACGAUAACCUUUUACCUACCCUCCGGCUUUUUACCUCAGUCUUCUUCACUUCCAAAGGUUUUUUUUUUUUUUUCCCUCUUUCUUCAUCACGACGACGGUCACAAUGUUCUCGCGCGCUCUGCGAGUUCCGAGAGCCGCAGCGCCUUUAGCGCGAGUCCGAGCUGCCAGACCCGUCGCUACCACGCCUUUUCGCUCAGUUACUACAAACGCUGCUACCUCCCAUGCUGACAAGAGCGCCGUUCCGGAUGAUGACGACAAGCCCUUCCAAGUCACUCUAAGUGACGAGAGCUUCGAGACAUAUGAGUUGGACCCUCCCCCUUACACUCUUGAUGUCACCAAGAAGGAACUCAAGCAGAUGUACCGCGAAAUGGUGGUUACUCGGCAAAUGGAGAUGGCCGCCGAUCGAUUGUACAAGGAGAAGAAGAUCCGAGGUUUCUGCCACCUUUCCACAGGUCAAGAGGCUGUCGCCGUUGGUAUCGAACACGCGUUGACUAAGGAGGACGAUAUUAUCACUGCCUACCGAUGCCACGGUUACGCUCUGUUACGUGGAGCUCCCGUUAGAGCCAUCAUUGGUGAAUUACUGGGCCGACGUGAGGGUAUCGCCUACGGAAAGGGUGGUUCCAUGCACAUGUUCACUAAGGGCUUCUACGGCGGUAACGGUAUCGUCGGUGCUCAGGUCCCUGUAGGUGCCGGCUUGGCUUUCGCGCACAAGUACAACAACACCAAGAAUGCUGCUGUUAUCUUGUACGGUGACGGUGCUAGCAACCAGGGUCAGGUUUUUGAGGCUUUCAACAUGGCUAAGCUCUGGAAGUUGCCUGCUUUGUUCGGCUGCGAGAACAACAAGUAUGGUAUGGGUACGGCUGCUGCUCGAUCUUCUGCCCUUACCGACUACUACAAGCGGGGUCAGUACAUCCCUGGUCUUAAGGUAAACGGCAUGGACGUCCUUGCAGUGAAAGCCGCCGUCAAGUACGGUAAGGAAUGGACCGUUGCCGACAACGGCCCUCUCGUCCUUGAAUACGUCACCUACCGAUACGGUGGUCACUCCAUGUCCGACCCCGGCACCACCUACCGAACCCGUGAGGAGAUCCAGCGCAUGCGAUCGACCAACGACCCCAUCGCCGGCCUCAAGCAGAAGAUCCUCGACUGGGAAGUCUGCACUGAGGACGAGCUCAAGACGAUCGACAAGGAGGCCCGCAAGCACGUCAACGACGAGGUAGCCAUCGCCGAGGCCAUGGCCGUCCCCGACACCACGCCACAAAUCCUAUUCGAGGAUAUCUACGUCCGAGGAACGGAGCUGCAGUUCAUGCGUGGCCGCAUACCCGAUGAGAACUUCUACUUCCACGCCUAAAUUUUAUCAGCGCUGGCGGUGUAGUAAGCAUUUGGACAUGAACGACGCAUUUUUUAAAAGAAAUAUAUAUAUCCCCUUUUUUUUUGCAGCAUCCCUGUAGUGUAAAAUAUAGGUGGGCAGGCCGGGCUGGGCCGGAGGGUUGGAGUAAUGAACGAAGUCAAAUGUCUCGAUUACGCCCCAAUCAUCAACAUAGUUAACAGGUACCUAACAUACCUAUUCACCCAUGUGGACUAGACUGUCGAUCUAGUCGAACUCAGCCUUGUUUGUGGUCCUGGAGGUAAAAUAGACGAGAGAUGAUACCAGACGAUGCUUCU